AUGGUUGAAGAAGCAUGCAAAUCAUGCAUUGUGUGCCAAGCUGCAUCACCAGGAUGUACUCCAGAUCCGAUAAAACCAACACCUCUGCCACGAGAUGUGUUUUCUGAAGUCAGUUGUGACUUCUGCGGACCAUUCCCGGACGGGUACCUGUUAUUAGUGAGUCGUACUUUCAGAGAAUAUGCUGAUAAGUCGGGAUUUAAACAUAAACGAAUUACUCCAUUGCACCCACAAGGAAAUGCAAUAGUCGAGCGAUUCAUGGCACCAUUGCAAAAAUCAGUCAAAACCGCAAUAGCAUCAGGUCAAGAUUAUAAGAGAGCGUUGAAUAGAUAUCUAAUGAAUUUUCGCAAUUCGCCACAAUCUUCAACACAAAAAGCUCCUAGUGAAUUAAUGUACAAUCGGAAAGUAAAAACGAAAUUACCAUCAAUGACAUUUGAAAAGCAAGACACAGAUGUUCGCGACAGGGACAGUCUGUCAAAAUCGAAAAACAAAAUUUAUGCGGACAAAAACAGAAGAGCACAGCCAAGUGCAUUGAAAAUUGGAGACCGUGUGUUACUAAAACGGGAACAACGUAACAAAUUUGAGACAAUGUUUGACCCUACACCUGGCAUUGUCAUUGCUAGGAAAGAUUCAAUGCUAACAAUCAAGCACAGAGGAAAGGAAAUUACACGAGACGUGUCAAAGUUCAGGGUAGUUCAAGGUGGUCAUGAGCCGGCGCAGACGAAACCUGCAGAUACUGUAUUUGCACCACGUCAAAGGUCGCAAAGGAAACGACGACCGCCUAGACGUUUUGUCAAUGAAUGA
Molecule: messenger RNA, 801 nt
Organism: Mercenaria mercenaria
Lineage: Eukaryota; Metazoa; Mollusca; Bivalvia; Venerida; Veneridae
Exons: 2
Coding region: 1-801 (266 amino acids)
Biological process (GO): DNA integration
Molecular function (GO): nucleic acid binding
Source: RefSeq, a predicted model, not a curated record